AUGAAGCAUCUUUCUAGAUCAAUUUGUUGCACUACAACAGUAAGUACUAAAGAAUGGCGCGUUUCGCGCGGACUUCCUAUUAAUAAAAAUGCUGAAGGGAUACUUACAGACGGACCUGACUAUACAUUUUUAGAUGGCAGACCAACUCCAUUACUGCAAAAACAAAAGUUAAGGAUGUUAAAACAGCGAGACUUUGCAUCAAAAAUUGUUGAACUUAAUUCAGAAUUGGAAUUUGCGAAGACGAGACAUCAGAAAAUGUUACAAGCUAAAGAAGAGGAGAGGGAAGAAAUCUUAAGGAACAGAUUAAAACCGAAAGGAAAGGCCUUGUUAAAUAAAAAGUAG
This is a messenger RNA of Parnassius apollo (apollo), 342 nucleotides long. The record is from the annotation of a GenBank genome assembly. NCBI's taxonomy places the organism in Eukaryota, Metazoa, Arthropoda, Insecta, Lepidoptera, Papilionidae.